This is a messenger RNA of Perkinsus marinus ATCC 50983, 1286 nucleotides long. Its product is annotated as Ribokinase, putative. The coding region runs from base 1 to 1170 and encodes 389 amino acids. Gene Ontology annotation, biological process: D-ribose metabolic process. Gene Ontology annotation, molecular function: ribokinase activity. The transcript is spliced from 5 exons. The record is from RefSeq and is a predicted model, not a curated record. Lineage: Eukaryota; Perkinsozoa; Perkinsida; Perkinsidae.
AUGUCCUCCGACGACUGUUGUAACGAUCGAAGAGAGAACUGUCUGGUGACAGUGGUCGGGUCUCUGAGUGCGGAUUUCACAUUCCGUUGUAGAUUACCCAGAUUACCAAAGCCUGGUGAGACUGUACCCGGUGAUAAGUUCACUCAGAGUUGGGGUGGUAAGGGUGCCAACCAAGCAGUUGCUGCUGGCAUAUUACUCUCUACUAACGACUCCGAUACGCCGAUGGUCCAGAUGAUAGGGUGUGUGAGUGCUGAUGACGGUCUUGGAACUGCAUACAAGGAGCAUCUCAAGGAAACUGGUGUUGGUGCGGAUUACCUAAACCUCUUACCGGGAACUAGUACCGGUGUGGCAGGGAUUAUCGUAUCAGGAGCAGCUGAUGCAGAGAAUAACAUAGUGGUGGUCCCGGGCACCAAUGGAAUGUUAACUCAAGCCAUGAUUAGUGGCUGUCGUGAAGUAGCCAAGGCUAUCGAGACAUCGAAGGUGUUAGUACUCCAAUGUGAGGUUCCAGUUGAUGCUGUAGUAGAAUCCCUUCGAGUAGCAUCUAAGUCCUCCAAUACCCUCUCACUGCUCAACGCAGCUCCAGCCCCUGUAGUACCUGGGCAGCAACUGCCUCGGGAGGCUCACAAAAUGGUUGAUAUAUUGGUUGUCAACGAGGAAGAGGCUGCGGCUUUAGACCAUCUACUAAGCGGCAAGAAUGAGUCCUCCGCUGACGUUACGGCGGACCCCAAAGCAGCAAUAGCCAUGGCUGAUAGGCUGUUGAAGAGUUCCGGGACCAAGUGGUUAUGUAUUGUGAGUCUGGGUGGUGCUGGAUGCGCAUAUGCUUGCGUGGAUGGGAGUAGCGGUGCAUUGCCGUGCCCUAGUGCUCCAUCUGAUAGGGAUAAGUACUGUACAUCGACUGUAGGAGCUGGAGACUGUAUGGUUGGCAGUAUGGCUGCUUUGCUCGCUUCUGGGGAGAAGAAUCCUACAAGACUCUGUAAACUCUCUAUGAGUGUAGCGACUCAAGCUGUUUUCGGUUGCCCUAGUAGAGCUAGAGGGGAACAUGUUUGCACAUGCAAUGCCCCUGGGAAGACCCGUAAUGCGGGAAUGAUUCACGAUCGAUAUCCCAAGCUCCAACAGUGUAAUGUGGAGGUCCAACAAGUUAUCAACAAACACCUUAACCGCCAUCAUUAACCGCUACCAUUCUUAAUUGUUUAGUUGUUGUUGUUGCAAGUGUAUCUGUUUUAUUAUUGUAUGGUGAUGAUGAUUCUGGUCCUGUUAUGAUGAUGACCGUGGUUAUCCACUACCAA